This is a messenger RNA of Pelobates fuscus (common spadefoot toad), 4553 nucleotides long. It is a transcript of the gene GFOD1, whose product is annotated as Gfo/Idh/MocA-like oxidoreductase domain containing 1. The transcript is spliced from 2 exons. Gene Ontology annotation, molecular function: nucleotide binding. The coding region runs from base 400 to 1572 and encodes 390 amino acids. The record is from RefSeq and is a predicted model, not a curated record. NCBI's taxonomy places the organism in Eukaryota, Metazoa, Chordata, Amphibia, Anura, Pelobatidae.
GCAAUGAAGAUCAUGGCAGAACAAGGCUAGUGCUGGCUGAUUUACUGACUGCCCCAUUCCCAGGACUGCCUGUGCCAAGAGACUAUUUACUGUACAGCCAGAGAGAGAGACAUUGUCCCUGGGCGUUCUAUUGCAUAGAAUUACACGAAGAACAUUAUUUAUUUCCUCUGGGAUCGCAUUGUCCUUUGAUGAGGAGAAGGGAGGGGGCAUGCUGGCAUGCAUUGGACAUGGAGAGAAGAGGUGGGAUUGUGCCACCCGUUUGUCCCCUACAGCCUGAGAGGUGAGGGGGGCAUGAAGAAGUAACACUAGCCCCCAGUCUAAUUUUUAUUUUUGUUCUGCAUGAGGCUGCAGCAACCUUCCCACUGCACCUUGUCAUUGUGUCUGUUACCCUGAUCCACCAUGCUGCCUGGGGUAGGGGUGUUUGGCACCAGUCUGACAUCCAGGGUGAUCAUCCCUUUGCUGAAGGAUGAAGGUUUCGCUGUCAAGGCUUUAUGGGGAAGGACACAGGAGGAGGCUGAGGAGCUGGCUAAGGAAAUGAGUGUCCCCUUCUAUACCAACCGCAUAGACGACGUGUUGCUGCACCAGGACGUGGACCUGGUCUGCAUCAACCUGCCUCCACCUCUCACCAAGCAGAUCGCAGUCAAAACCCUGGGUAUUGGAAAGAAUGUGAUCUGUGACCGAACGGCAACUCCACUCGAUGCUUUCAGAAUGAUGUCAGCUGCCCAUUAUUACCCCAAGCUCAUGAGCAUCAUGGGAAAUGUUCUGCGGUUUCUUCCUGCUUUUGUAAAGAUGAAGCAGAUGAUACAAGAAGGAUAUGUGGGUGAGAUGCAAGUGUGCGAGGUGCAGGUCCACAGUGGCAGUCUACUGGGAAAGAAGUAUAACUGGAGCUGUGAUGACUUGAUGGGUGGAGGAGGUCUUCACUCUGUUGGUAGCUACAUCAUCGACCUUUUAACUUUUCUGACCAGCCAAAAAGCAGUGAAGGUCCAUGGACUCCUCAAAACCUUUGUGAAGCAGACUGAUCAUAUAAAAGGGAUACGACAGAUUACCAGUGAUGAUUUUUGUACAUUUCAAAUGGUUCUAGAAGGUGGAGUAUGCUGCACUGUCACUCUUAACUUUAAUGUUCCCGGAGAAUUCAAACAAGAUAUAAUUGUUGUUGGAUCAGAGGGUAGACUGAUUGUAACAGGUACAGACCUUUAUGGGCAGAGAAACAGCUCAUCUGAGCGUGAAUUACUUCUAAAAGACUCUACACCCGUCAGCAACUCCCUUUUACCCGAAAAGGCCUUUAGUGACAUUCCUUCCCCAUAUCUCAGAGGAACAAUUAAGAUGGUACAGGCCGUACGGCAAGCAUUUCAAGACCAAGAUGAUCGGAGAACAUGGGACGGAAGGCCACUUACAAUGGCUGCAACCUUUGAUGACUGUCUUUAUGCUUUGUGUGUGGUGGACACCAUAAAGAAAUCAAAUCAGACUGGGGAAUGGCAGAAUAUUGUGAUAAUGACAGAGGAACCAGAGUUGAGCCCUGCCUAUCUAAUUAGCGAAGCCAUGCGUAGGAGCCGAAUGUCUCUGUACUGCUAGCAGCCUCAGUGCCAGAAUUAGGAUGACUAAUAUUUGUGGAUAAAUGUUUGAAAUCUAUUCUAAACAGACAUUACUGAGGUGGAUGGCGUAUGGAAGAUAUAUCAUAAUGUGUGUAUAUUUGUAUCAUUGUUGUAUUUGGAAUGGAACAGAUUAUUUUCUUUCAAUGGCACAUAAACUGUGAACUUUUAUCAGAAUGUAUUUUACUGGGGUAUAUGAAACCACAAAACAUUACUUUAUUUGCCUUGUUAGUUAACAAAAACAAUGGCCCAUUACUUCUGAUACCUACAUUUUGAAACCAACCUACAUGUUUGUAUAGGAACUUUGCAAUACGUGUCUGUCCCACAGAGUAUGUGCAUUGUUUUUUGGCCAACUGUUCAGCCAUUCCAAUGUUGGGCUUUACACUGGGAACUAAUUGGCUGAUGUUUACAAGGUGAAAUAAGUUCAGAUCCCAUUAGAGUAACUGAUUAGGCCUUCAUAUUACAUAUUAUCGUACAUAUAAAGUAAUAUAAUAUGACUUUUUUUGCAUAGAGACACAUAAAACAUUUCAGAUCCUAAUAUAACUACAUGUCAAACGGUUUCAACUAAUGUCUCCAUUUGUUCUUAAAAAAAAAAAAAAAGUCAGAAGAUGAACAUUUGCAACAGAGAAUCUCUAUCCUGCCUCCACCAAACGCAAUUACAUUUUUAAUUAUUGCACGCCUUUAUUAAUUAAUUGGUUAAUAACCAGUUAGCCGGCUUUUUAUGAGAAAUUGUGAAAUGCAACCUAGUGCGUGCAUGUUAGUAGCAAUGGCUUAUAUAGUUCUCUACCUUUGGAUGUUAUGCAACUGUCUUCAAUACGAUAUGCCAAAAAUUAACGCAGUGUGUCACAGGAGGUUUUCAUAUUAGAACGACUUGAGCCUCUGAACGAGUCUUUGCUACCAACUGGUUGGAUUUUGUCUUGAAUAAUUGCAUAUUAUUGUGGUUGCUUAAUUCCACUUUACUUUCUUGGUAUGUGCUAAACAAGUCAUUUUUUAAUAUACAUCCAAGAGGGUUAAGAAGUUUAAUAGUUGCUUGUUAAAGUUAUUUUAUGAAAAACCAAAACAGAAGUAUUCAGGUCUGUAGCUCUGUAGACAUCUACUGUAACUGCAUACAUGUACAAAAAUAAAUCAAUAUUGAACACUAUUGAAGGGUUUACUGUCAGUAAGUAGUGCAGUGGAGAGAAAUGAAAAAACACACUUACCUCUGCAGCAUUUCUGUGUCCAGAGGGACAACAUCUUCCCUUUGUGCUCUGGAUGUGCUCCUGUGUACCCAAGCAUCUUAAGAGAAAUACUGUUUGAGCAUGUCCAUGCUUGGGCAUAAUGCCAUACACCCAAGCACAUUUUGCAGGGUAAUUUAAUUUGCUUGGUAAGCUCAGGCCUUGCCAGGAUAGCCAAUUUUACAAUGUAAAUAAAAAAAAAUAUAUGGAGAAUUGUAUAAAAAAUAGAAUAGAAAUAAAUCUUACAUGUGACAGUUCUACUUUCAUUUUUAGAAACCUAGACAUUUAGAAGGUCUACCUUCACCAGGUUCCAAUUGUAUAUGAACAACAAUGCAUCAGCAGCUAUAAUUAAUGUUCUAAUUUGCUAAAAAAUAAAAAUUACAAAAAAAUCUUGCCAUAUUUAACAAACUAGUUCUCAGACAUAAAAGAUGUUUAAGUGUCAGUAAUUUGUCAGAAUAUUGAUACUCACAGCUGGUAUAUAUGGCUGGUGAAGUGAAUAUGAAGUGCCUGCAAUGUUGAAUUGUACCCUAGGUUUGAUAAAAUACUUUCCCUUGCUGAAUGCUUAGGAAAUUAGAUCCUAUUAAUUUGAAUGGAGUGUUUCUAUAUGUUAUAUUAUUGUGACAAAUAAGGAUGCCAUAUACACCAUAUGCAGGACACAUCAUUUAUUCCCUGUAGUAUGUAAAAGUUAUAUGCAGCAGGUACUAAAUCAAGUGAUAAAUCAAGCAGCACUCCUGCGGCAUAUACAUUCUACAUACUUCAGGGCAGUAUUUUCAUGUACUGCCAAUCAACAUGAUAAUAUUAUGCGUGUCAAAGAAAAUAUUGUGUAUAUGGCAAGCUUGAUGGCAAAUGUGCGUGGAAGGAGAUAUUACUUGAAGAUGUGUCUUCAUUUUUUCCCACCCUGAUUGCUGCAGAUUGCCAGAGUUCAGACUAGUUCAGACCAGCUAGUCAUAAGCUUAGUAUUCUCAUGCGGGAAACAAGCCUUCACUGUACUGAAUACAAAGUUAUGUGAGACAUUCACAUGUAAAUUCUACAUUUUUGGUGUCUGAAGCCAUACAUGUCUGUAAAUAUGUAGGGUAUUGAUGUGAUUUUUAGACUGAAACCCAACGAGUGUUCCUUAUAAGGUGAACAUAAGUACAGCAUAGAAAGUUAAAUAUUAUUAUUUUUUUUAUGAAUAUACAUUGUGCUCCAAUCAGCAUAUAUUGUUUACCUACAACAAGUCCUCAUCUAAGAGUUUCACUGCCGGUGGGUCACAUUAGUAGAAACACCGUCUAUUUUCUCCUUAAACUACAACUCCCAUGAUCCUCUGGAUGCUGACAAUACAUGACAACAUGUUUGCUAAACUUUAACUCCCAUGAUCCUCUAGGGUUAUGAUACUGGAUUGUGAACUUUUUGUCUACCCUUCUCACAAUCUACCCUUCUCGCAAAGUUUACUCAAUCCAUGUUAAAAUUAGUAGGUAACAUAUGGUAAUUUAUUCCUCACUUAUUCAUGUAUCAUUUAUAUUAGAACAUUGAAGAUGAAUGUAAUAUAAAUGUGUGAUGGCAAUCAAGCCUUUGCAAGAGAUCUUUGCACCAGUCCAAUAUUCAAUUCAUGAAAUGUAUUUCAUUCUGCUUGCAAAAGUAUGAUACCUCUUAUUGUUAAGGUAGUAACAGCUGUAUGGAGAAGUCCUUCAUAUUAUUUUGGAUUUUCAGUGAUACAUCGUUGAACUCCGCAUACUACAUGUGGUUAACGAUUUAAGGUAUUGACACAAUA